Rhinichthys klamathensis goyatoka is the source of this 3369-nucleotide messenger RNA. RefSeq names its product leucine rich repeat containing 56 (gene lrrc56). The coding region runs from base 1 to 3132 and encodes 1043 amino acids. The transcript has 18 exons. The record is from RefSeq and is a predicted model, not a curated record. Gene Ontology annotation, molecular function: protein binding. Lineage: Eukaryota; Metazoa; Chordata; Actinopteri; Cypriniformes; Leuciscidae.
AUGUCAAAAUCAGGGAAGAAUGUUAAAAAGAGCACCGAAGGUGAAGCCUCAGCCGUAUGUAACAACACCUGCGUUGCUAGCAUCGCUAGCUUACUGGAAGACCAUAGAGCUAGCAUCUCCGCCGAUUUCAAAACCACUUUUGCGGCUUUAGAGGCGAAAUUGGACUGUACACAGGCUGUGGUGACGGAGCACGGUCAACGGAUUGACUCUUUGGAGUCCGGAGCUGAACUGCAGGACCAAAGAAUUCAUGCUCUGGAGGACAGGUGUGUGGCAUUAGCUGAGAGUAACGCUAGACUAAUGGCGAAGACAUCGGAUCUCGAAAGCCGCAGCCGCAGAAACAACAUCAGAAUAAUCGGGCUCCCUGAAUCUAUCGAAGGUCCGCGGCCUACAACCUUUUUUGCAGAACUCCUUGUCGAAUUGCUCGGCCAACAGACCAUUUCAUCACCGCCUGAACUGGACCGACCGCACCGUGCGCUUACUGCUAAGCCACAACCAGGGUCGCGGCCACGGUCGGUAAUUAUUCGACUCCAUCGGUACCAGAUAAAGGAGAUGAUUGUACGGGAGCCCCGCAAGAGACGAGGUGAUCUCCUCGAGGGUCGCCGUAUGCCUCGUCCAUCCUGCGCCACGUGCGGAGGCCGUCUGCACGAGGCAGACCAGCACACGAGCUGCAUUUCCUGCCUGGGGAUCGACCACGCAGAGAAUGCUCUCUCUGCCGGCGGAUGUGAGGCCUGUGACUGCAUGCCUAUAUCCGCGCUGCGCAAUCGGCUAGCUCUCUCCCGGGACGGCGACGCCGCUUCAUCCACGCUUUCCGUUCCAAGGAAGAAGAAGCGUCGCAGCCAACGGCAACCGGAGGUUUCCGCGACGCUCUCCUCCGUGGAUGGCGCAGCGGAAAAGGGUUAUGAGUCUUUGCCGCCCCUCGAAGAGGCCGUGGCAGCUCAUCUUUGCCCGAGCUCUGCAAAGCCGCUCAUCCCAACAAACCCUGCCGUCUACCAGGCCAAACUCCUCCGGUCCAUGGACGAGGCUGGCCUGGACCCGGAGACGUUUCGGGACCUGAGGAGUGCUACGGACUUAGCGCUGCGGGCUACUAAGUCUACAGCACAAGCCAUCGGCAGAAACAUGGCUAGUUUGGUCGUGCUCGAGCGCCACCUGUGGCUUAACCUCACCGAGAUCAAGGAGGCCGACAAAACGAGGUUUCUCGACGCUCCGGUGUCCAGCUCCGGUCUCUUCGGCCCGGCGGUGAAGGGAUUCUCGGAGAGACCCCCGAAAUUCCAGGCGGUUAUCGAGACAUCGGAGCUACUGGACGCGGGCCGCACCCCGUCCACGCUCAAAGUGUAUGUGGCAGCCAUCGCAGCGCACCACGCUCUGGUGGCUGGCCAAUCACUGGGAAGGAAUGACCUGGUGGUAAAGUUUCUGAAGGUUUAUAUCAAACCUCCUGCUGACCCCGAUCUCUCUGACCUGAUGAUGGAUCAACUGUGUCUCUCACCAGAAAAGUUGAAAAUCCUGACUGGAUCAGAAAAUCUACAAGAAGUGAAGUCACUAGAGAUGUGUGUUGACACCAGACAGGACACUUUAGACAACUUUGGAAUAUACUUGCCUAAACUUACACGGCUGAAAAUGAACAACAGUUUGAUCUCAUCUGUGCGGGAUCUGGGAACCAGGCUGUCCCACCUGCAGGUGUUAUGGCUGUCCCGAUGCGGUCUGACCGACCUGGAGGGAGUUCCUGCUCUCGCCAGCUUAAAGGAGCUGUAUGUGGCGUAUAACAGUAUCUCAGACCUGACUCCAGUCAGUAUGCUGGAACACCUGGAGCUGUUGGACCUGGAGGGGAAUGAUGUCGAUGAUCUGGCUCAGUUGAUGUAUUUAGGCUGUUGUGGGAAGCUCAGAACGCUUUCACUGGAAGGAAACCCUGUGUGCACCUGUCCCAGUCCAGGCAUGCCAGAGGUAUUAGACUACAGCUACAGGUCUGCGGUCCGUGAGAUGAUCCCUCAGCUGAGCUUCCUCGAUGACGUUCCUGCUGAAGAGGACAAACCUCAAUGCUGUAGAACUUCACAGCAGGAUUGGACUCUUCUCAAAGAAUCGAUGAAAGACAGUUCAGUUAAUGACGGCCUGGAGAAUACAAAUACAGAUAGAGAAGAGAGAUGUGUCAGUGUGUGCGGCGUUAGACCUGCUUCAGCCCAGCCCCUCGAUCUGAGAAUCUCCUCCAGGCCAGGCAGUGCCAGACCUCUUACUUCCUGCAGCGGGUCGAGACCAGGGUCGCCUGGCUUUGACAUCGCCAUCUUGAACCACGAGGCCAGUGAUCUAACUAAAGGUUCUGGCAGCGUUCUCUGUGGGAAUCCACUACAGGUUGUUCGAGUACGAAGACAGAAAACAAAGCUCAGCUCACCACGGCUCAGCAGUUACGUUCCUGAACACACAUAUGGCUAUGAAGAGUCGAGCAGUGAGGACCGUAGUGAUGUUUUUGCUGAGCUCAGAAGCUGGAGGAUUGAGCACAACAAACAUCUGUUGGCUAUUGAGGACCGGCAGCCGCAGGUAAUGAGAAUCCACCACAGUGAUGAUGACUAUGAUGAUGAAGGUGGCCACAGUCAUAGUUUCAGCAGUGAUGACAUCACUAAAGACAGAACUGUCUGCAGAGACACAAGCUCUCCUGAUUCGUCCUUUCAAUCUCCCUCACCAGAAUGUCCUGAGAUGUUGAGACUAACCUCUUCAUCAGGCUGUUCCAUGUCUCCCUCACCGCCACUCUCUGCAGCAGCUCCCCCUGCUGGCCGGAGGAUAACACAGAUCCGCACCAGGAGACUCAGACCUCAUUAUGCUGACAGUAAAGCCAGACCCUCAGAGGAGACUCCUGGGCCUGAGCUCAGAAACCUGUGUCCCCAGAGUAUUAUGACUGUAUCAUCUCCUCAAAUACUCCACAAACCUCAUAGGCCCUCUGCUAGUCCUGCGGUCUCCCCUCUCAGAGCGCAACGGUCAGAGGAUACUAGGAAUCAUCAAUACUCGGACAUCCAGCACAAACCAGUAACACUCUCUAACACAUUUACAAAACUGACACCCAGACGUCCACAAACAGCCAACGCUGCCCUGCAGAGGUUUCCAGAACCAAACCUCCUGCCUGCUCGAAGAAACACACACUUGGAAUGAUGGAUUGUGGGUCAGAUUAGGUCAUCUUUUCACUGCAGGUUUACAGGGUUUCAGAACCACUGUAAAAUUGUCACAUACAUUGCUGAAUCAUUAGGGGGCGCCAUUUCCAUUAUGAUAAAUGCUUGUUUUUCUCUGCUUUAUUUUAGAUGUAUUCCAUGUUAGAUUGACAGGAGGAAGUCUUGGUCCAUAUUCGUCCACUGAUAUUAUGUGAACACUAAUAUUGAGAAAUAAUACUGU